GCCGCGCAUGCGCAGCGGCGGGGAGACUCGGUGCUGCUGUCGGCGAUUGAAGCGGUCGGUCUCUGGCGGCUGCCGCAGGGAGGGGGCUGAGGCGGCUGCGGACCGGGGGCGCCCUCCUCCCGGCCGGGGGAGCGGCACGCGGAGCAGCAGAGCAGUGACCUAAGACUUUUUGGAGGGCAGCACGCCUAGAGAUACACGCCGCCCUUCAUCACGCACACUCCUCCAGCACCAUGUCAGGAAACCACACCCCCUCUUCUGGGGGCCCCUUCUCAGCUCUCACCCCCAGCAUCUGGCCACAGGAGAUCCUGGCAAAGUACACCCAGAAAGAAGAGUUGGUGGAGCAGCCGGAAUCCCGGUACGAUGAAUUCGGCUUCCGUGUGGAUAAGGAAGAUGGCACUGAGCCGAACUCCAGCAAGCUGCUGGGGAUUCCGCUGACGGAGGAGCCACAGCAGAGGCUGAAGUGGCAGGCCCACCUGGAAUUCACGCACAACCACGACGUGGGGGACCUCACCUGGGACAAAAUCGAGGUCACGCUGCCGGGUUCGGACAAGCUGCGCUCACUGGUGCUGGCUGGCAUCCCACACAGCAUGAGGCCUCAGCUGUGGAUGCGUCUCUCUGGGGCCUUGCAGAAGAAGAGGAAUUCGGAGAUGUCCUACCGAGACAUUGUGAAAAACAGCUCCAAUGACGAAACUAUCUCUGCCAAACAGAUCGAGAAGGACCUGCUCCGCACCAUGCCCAGCAACGCCUGCUUCUCCAACAUGAACAGCAUCGGGGUGCCACGACUGCGCAGGAUACUCCGGGGACUAGCCUGGCUUUACCCAGAGAUCGGAUACUGCCAAGGCACCGGCAUGGUGGCGGCUUCCCUGCUGCUCUUCUUGGAGGAGGAAGAUGCCUUCUGGAUGAUGUGCGCCAUCAUCGAGGACCUGGUACCUGCCUCCUACUUCAGCACCACGCUGAUGGGAGUGCAGACCGACCAGCGCGUCCUACGCCACCUCAUCGUGCAGUACCUGCCACGGCUGGACAAGCUCCUUCAAGAGCAUGAUAUUGAGCUGUCCUUGAUCACCCUGCACUGGUUCCUCACGUGCUUCGCUAGCGUUGUGCAUAUCAAACUGCUGCUGCGCAUCUGGGACCUCUUCUUCUACCAGGGUUCGCUGGUGCUCUUCCAGGUCACACUGGGCAUGCUCAGUAUGAAGGAAGAUGAGCUAAUCCAGUCGGAGAAUUCUGCCUCCAUCUUCAACACACUCUCGGACAUCCCGUCUCAGAUCGAGGAUGCGGAGGUGCUGCUGCGGGAGGCCAUGCGCGUCGCUGGCUCACUGACAGACAUGGCAGUGGAGACCCAGCGCCGCAAGCACCUGGCUUACCUCAUCGCUGACCAAGGGCAGCUGCUCAACCCCAGCGCCGCUGUCAAUAAUCUAUCCAAGAUUGUGCGGCGCAGGACCCAGCGCAGGAAAUCUGGCAUCACCUCGUUGCUUUUCGGUGAGGAUGAUUUGGAGGCACUGAAGGCCAAGAACAUCAAACAGACUGAGCUGGUGGCCGACCUUCGUGAGGCGAUCCUGCAGGUGGCACGGCACUUCCAGUGCGUGGAUCCAAAGAACUGCAGCAUUGACCUGACUCCAGAUUACACCAUGGAGAGCCACCAGCAGGACCACGAAAACUACGUGGCAUGUUCCCAGAACCGCCGGCGCCGAGCCAAGGCACUGCUGGACUUCGAGCGCCAUGACGAUGACGAACUGGGCUUCCGCAAGAACGACAUCAUCACAAUCAUAUCCCAAAAGGACGAGCACUGUUGGGUGGGGGAGCUGAAUGGACUGAGAGGUUGGUUUCCUGCAAAAUUUGUGGAGGUCUUGGAUGAACGGAGCAAAGAGUACUCCAUUGCUGGCGACGACUCGGUCACAGAGGGGGUGACAGACUUGGUCCGAGGCACGCUCUGUCCAGCACUGAAGUCUAUAUUUGAGCAUGGGUUAAAGAAGCCGUCCCUGCUGGGGGGGCCCUGCCACCCCUGGCUGUUUAUCGAAGAGGCCGCUGGACGGGAGGUGGAACGAGACUUCGACUCGGUGUACUCCCGCCUCGUGCUCUGUAAGACUUACAGGCUGGAUGAAGAUGGAAAAGUUCUGACUCCAGAGGAGCUGCUUUACCGGGCAGUGCAGUCUGUGAACAUGACGCAUGACACUGCACAUGCUCAGAUGGACGUGAAGCUUCGCUCCCUCAUCUGCGUUGGACUCAAUGAGCAGGUCCUGCACCUGUGGCUGGAGGUGCUGUGCUCAAGCCUGCAGACAGUGGAGAAAUGGUUCCAUCCCUGGUCCUUCCUGCGCAGUCCUGGCUGGGUGCAGAUCAAGUGUGAGCUCAGGGUCCUCUCCAGAUUUGCAUUCAGUCUCUCUCAGGACUGGGAACUUCCUAUUAAGAGAGAGGAGAAGGAGAAGAAGCCGCUGAAGGAAGGCGUGCAGGACAUGCUGGUGAAGCACCAUCUCUUCAGCUGGGACAUAGAUGGCUGACCCCGCCCACUGCGGACCUUCUAGACUGCCACACUCAACACACACUCUCCUCCCUCCCCCACCCGUGGCUGCUCUCAGCCCAGCUGAAGCGACAGCCUCUCCAGCUCGGCCGGGCACUGCACCCCAGGCACUGGGUGGCUGGAGGGCUGUGUGUGGUCUUGCAGGCAGAAAUCCUUCCCCCAGCCUGUGCAGCAUACCCUGCACCAGCUGCCCAGCUCUCAGUCCCAUGUGUUCCCUUGCCCCCAGCUGUAAGUCCUGCUCGGGUGGGGGGAACUCCACCAGCCAGAUUUCUAGCUUCCCUUUUGGCCCACCCCGCUGCUCCUCUGGGAGAGGGUUCUUAAUCUGCCUACUAUCCUAGGGGUAGUGAGCAGAUCUGUGUGUCUGUCCAAUGUUUCCAAGUGCCGUUGGAGCCCAGAAUGUGAGGGCAGCAGGUGAAGAGGCAGCUCCCCCUGCCUGUUUAGUAACUCCAGAGUCCAUUGAGGGGGGGAGGCUGAGGAAUGCACAGAACCACCUGAACUUCCCUGUCUCUUGUGCUUUGGGAGCCUCCCUCCAUGAAAGAUGUUUUGUCUUGUUGCUCUAGCAGUGUAAUGGACGGAUGAGGGUGCCGACAAGAUGUGCCUAAGGGAGCAGCCAGUUACCAACUAGAACUGCCUUAGGGGAUGAGGCUUUUUCUCAAAAGUGUGGAGGCAAGCCCCAGUUCUCCCCUAGCCAGAGGGAGUAUCAUGCUGUCGUUUUAGCCUCUAGCUGUCUUGUUUUAAAUUAACCAAAAAGAUGUAAAUGAUCUCUAGACAUAUCUGUAUAUUUUGGCAUCAUCUUAGCUCAGGAAGUGGGUUCAGGCCUGAGCUGGCUCAGGGAGACUAACUCAGCCCCUACCCUGUGGGAAGAGGCUGAGGACUAUAAGCUAGGAGUGGACCAACACUACUGCUGUAGGGUGAAAGCACUUGUUUGUGAGCACAAACUACUCAUGAAAUAACACUAGAUUCUUACUUUCCUUUAGUCUUUGGGGUUGUAAAUAAAGUGCAUCAUGGGA
Molecule: messenger RNA, 3522 nt
Organism: Chrysemys picta bellii (western painted turtle)
Lineage: Eukaryota; Metazoa; Chordata; Testudines; Emydidae
Gene: SGSM3
Product: small G protein signaling modulator 3
Molecular function (GO): protein binding
Source: RefSeq, a predicted model, not a curated record